AUGUCGCCGCCGCCUCCUCCGUUCUCCCCUCUUUUCCGCCGCCCAAAGAUCGCCGCCGCCGCUCAGAAAUCAAAGGUUAAGGACUGGAUGUAUGUGAAUCGUGAAAAACGCACAAAGGCUGAGUUUAUUAAAGGAGUUACUUCUUUUAUGAACUUUGUACGUGAACACGAUAAGAUCCAACAUGGCAUGAUUCUUUGUCUGUGUAGCCAUUGCGGGAAUACUUUGCAUCGUAAAGAGGAAGAUGUAGAACUUCACAUUGUUAAAGAAAUUCUAACUCCCAUUAAUGCCGAAGAAGAAGAAGAAGAAGUUGACGAUAUUAACUUGUUUUUGGAAGAGGAGAUGGAGGAAAUGGUAGAGGUUGCUUUCGGUGACCCUAAUCAUGUUGAAGAUAGUCCUCCCAGACAAGAACAAUAUGUAAAUGAGUAUGAGAAGUACAUGAAUGAUGCUAGGAGACUGAUUUAUGAGAAUGCAAAAUAUUCCACGUUGUCAUGGUUCGUUCAACUUUUCCAGAUUAAGUGCCAAAACAAAUGGAGCAACAAGUCAUUCAUGAUGCUUCUUAAAUUCCUAAAAGAUUCUAUGCCUCUUGGGAACAAUGUCCCUGAUAGCUGGUAUGAAGUUCAAAAGAUAAUGUCUAAUCUGGGUUUAAAUUGUGAGAAGAUUCAUGCAUGUCCCAAUGAUUGUGUACUGUAUUUGAAAGAAAACUCAUAUAAGAAAGAGUGCCCUACUUGUGGGGUGUCCAAAUAUAAGAAGAAGACACAUACUAGCAAGAAUGACAUACCUCUCAAGGUAGUACGAUACUUUCCUAUUACACAGAGGCUACAGAUACUUUACAAGUGUAAGAAGAUAGCGGUGGCAAUGACCUGGCAUGAUCGUGCUCUUCCAAGUGAAGAUGGCAAAAUGAGUCAUCCGAAAGAUUCACCUGCAUGGAAGAAUUUCAACAAUUUACAUCCAAUAUUUAGUCAGGAUCCUCACAAUAUCAGGCUCGGACUAGCUAGUGAUGGCUUUUGCCCUUUUAGUUUUAAUGGUAAUCCACACAGCACAUGGCCAGUUGUAAUGAUCAUUUAUAAUCUCUCACCGUGGUUGGCUAUGGAUCAAUCAUAUUUUAUGAUGCCUCUUUUGAUUUAUGGACCCAGUUCACCAGGAAAUAAUAUUAAUGCUUAUCUCCGACCUCUCAUCGAAGAGUUACGGUCUUUAUUCAUUGAUGGUGUGGAGACAUAUGAUGUAGAUAAAGGGGACACCUUCAUAAUGCGUGCGGCCUUAAUGUGGACAAUUAAUGAUUUUCCUACAUAUGGAAUGCUAUCAGGAUAUUCUGUACAUGGUUAUAAAGCAUGUCCAUAUUGCCAUGUGGAUACAACAUCGACAUGGUUGCCUUUUAGCAAAAAGAUUGAUUCUCAGACCACUCGUACACCACCUGUUGUUCCUGCUACUACUUCCCCGACUUUAGCUCAUCAUUCUCCGGAUGCUCAGAGUUCUACAUCUGUUCCUCAAUGUUCUCCUCAGGAUAUUUCGAUACCAAACCCUCUUGCUAGUCGAUUGGGAGGCAUCUUAGGGAGCUUUACACAGGAGGGCUAUAGCGAGGAGGACAUCCGCAAAGGUUUUGCUGAUUGUAUUCGAUUGAAUCAGCCGUGA
This is a messenger RNA of Asparagus officinalis (garden asparagus), 1629 nucleotides long. RefSeq lists its product as uncharacterized. NCBI's taxonomy places the organism in Eukaryota, Viridiplantae, Streptophyta, Magnoliopsida, Asparagales, Asparagaceae. Bases 1 to 1629 code for a protein of 542 amino acids. The transcript is spliced from 4 exons. The record is from RefSeq and is a predicted model, not a curated record.